AUGCGACGUGAUGCGCGGGUUUUAGUUGCAGUCGACCAAUCACAGGGCGCCGAGACGGCGUUUCACUUCGCGCUGAGCCUGCUGUCGCGCAACGCCACCAUCUAUGCGUUACAUGUCCGGGACCCCAAUACAGAGGCGGCAUGGAUGUACGAUGCAGAGCAGCGCAACAGCGCAGGGCAGGCGUUGGUGUGGGAAUACGAGGUGGAGGCGCGCGCAGAGGACCUGCUAGCGCGAUUCCGGGGGAUGGCGCAUGCAGCGGGGAUAACAUGCCAUGCAGUGUCGCGCAAGGCCAACGAUGCACGCACGGAGCUGUGUGAGGCGGUGGAGAGGCAGGCCAUAGAGCUGCUUGUAGUGGGCUCUCGAGGGCUCGGCGCCGUGUCCAGAGCCAUGCUUGGGAGUGUGAGCGACUAUUUGAUCCACAACGCGGCUUGCCCAGUCUUGGCACUCACAGCGAGGGUGCAGGCGUUGCACAGCCAGAAGCAGAGCAUGGUGGCCGAGCUGGAAAAGACGCGUAGGGGAGACAAUGGAGCGUCCAAGGAGGGCGAGGAGGCAGGGGAGGAGGAGCAGUCGUUCCGAGUCGUACCUCCGCGCACCAAGACAGGGGCGAACCACUUUGGGGGGCUGGGGUUGACCGUCGUUGACUCGCUUGACUCGCUCUACCUCAUGGGGCUCACCAAGGAGUUCAAUGAGGCCAAGAGCUGGGUGCAAGAGAAGCUGUUCUUUGAGCAUGACUACGAUGCCAACGUCUUCGAAACCACCAUUCGCUUACUGGGCGGGCUACUGAGUGCGUACGACUUGUCAGGCGACCCAUUGCUGCUGGCCAAGGCGAGGGAGUUGGCGGACAAGCUGCUGCCGGCCUUCGCCACCCCCACGGGCAUCCCCCUCGCCUUUGUGAACCUCGCCAGUGGCAUUGCACGCUCCCAUGGGUGGACUGGGCGUUCCGCAAUGCUGGCGGAUCUGGGCUCAACGCAGCUGGAGAUGGUGGCACUCUCCCAGCGCACCGGCGAUCCCAAAUACGCCAAUGCUUCGGAGCACGUCAUCCGUCAGAUCGCCAAGGUCUUUCCAUCCGACGGUCUGCUGCCAGUCCUCGUCAGCACUGUCACCGGCAAGCCCACCUCUCGCCACAUCACGUUUGGGUCCAUGGGGGAUAGCUUCUUCGAGUAUUUACUCAAGGUGUGGGUGCAAGGCGGAGGCACUCCCUAUGUUCAACGGUACAGAGACAUGUGGGAGAAGGCCAUGCAUGGCAUGAUGGCAAAGCUGGUUCAACACGCCCCGGCUCCUAACACCACCACUACCACCACUGCCACCACUGCCACCACUGCCACCAACACCAGUAGCACCAGCAGAACUCACAACACAGCAGGCAACAGUGGUGACGGCAGCAGCAGCACGGGUAGCAUCAGCAGGGACAGCAGCAGCGGCGGUAGCAGCGGCGGCAGCAGCAGCAGCAGAGUGGCGUAUGUGGCGGAGGUGCAUGCGGGGAAGGUGGAGCACGAGAUGGAGCAUGUGACGUGCUUUGUGGCAGGCAUGCUGGUGCUGGGCGCUCAGACCGUGGCGGCCAAUGAACACACAGACGCGUAUAUGAAGCUGGCUAAAGAGUUAGGGAACACGUGUCACCUCUUCUACAGCACGUCACCCACGGGGCUCAGUGGGGAGGACUAUGCGUUCGGAGAGAAGGGCAUGCGCAUGGAGGGGCGCAAGUUCAACACAUUGAGGCCCGAGGCAGUGGAGGCAUGGAUGUACCUGUGGCGGGCCACGCACGACCCCAUGUACAGGCAGUGGGGGUGGGAGGCCUUCCAGGCCAUUCAGAAGCACUGCCGCGUGGAAAACGGAUAUCUGGGGCUACUGGAUGCCUCUCAGAACCCUCCACAGAAGGACGACUUGCAGCAGAGCUUCUUUCUUGCUGAGACGCUCAAGUAUCUUUACCUCUUGUUCUCGUCCGAUGAUGUGCUGCCGCUCAACCAAUGGGUGUUCAAUACCGAGGCACACCCCCUCAAGAUCGUUCCAAGAAACUCGGACUUUCCCCCCCAAGUGGGGAUUGAAUCUGAAAAGAAGCCUGAUGUGCUUCCAGAGGAUGAUUAG
Molecule: messenger RNA, 2082 nt
Organism: Closterium sp. Naga37s-1
Lineage: Eukaryota; Viridiplantae; Streptophyta; Zygnematophyceae; Desmidiales; Closteriaceae
Source: the annotation of a GenBank genome assembly